CCCUAGAACGUUAGACCUAUUACUACUACUACUACUGUACACUGUACAUAUUGAACGCGCUUUUCCUCUAACAGGUGCAUCGACUGUCCCAGUCUUACUCAUUACUCUUACUGUACUGCAUGUGCUUGCCUCGUUUAGUCUUUAGAGCUUGAGCUCCAGAUAUUUGAUCAGUUUAUCUCUUUCUGGUGGAAGAUGGCCGUGAAUUCGGCUGCGACGCUGUUUCAACCCGGAACGGCGAGUGUGCCCGCGACAAGAGUAGAAAUCACCGUGUCGUGCAGGGACUUGAGGGACAGAGAUGUCAUGUCCAAGUCAGACCCAAUGUGUGUCUUGUAUACCACCCAGCUCGGAUCCAAACAAUUUGCCGAGUAUGAGAGAACGGAACAGAUCCAGAACACCUUGAAUCCAGACUUUGUCAAGAAGUUCAUCCUGACUUACUUCUUUGAAGAAUGCCAGAGGCUGAAAUUCGAAAUUUAUGAUGUGGACUCCCCCAGACAGAAACUCACCUCUCACGAUUUCCUAGGGAGUCUUGAAACCACUUUAGGAGAAAUCCUGGGUUCCUCUAAUAAUCGUCUGGAGAAACCAUUAAAUGCGAGUGGGAAGAAAGCCGGCAAAAUCAUCAUAGCGGCCGAGGAAGUCAGUGACUGCAAGACACGAGCAACAUUCAGCUUUUGUGGGCACAAGCUGGACAAGAAAGACUUCCUGGGCAAGUCUGACCCCUUCAUGGUCUUUUAUCGCUGCAAUGAAGACAAUUCGUACACAAUAUGCCACAAAACGGAAGUGAUUAAGAACACUCUGAAUCCAUCAUGGCGGCCAUUCCCGAUUCUUGUGAGGGCGCUGUGCAACGGCGACCAGGAUCGGACCAUCAAAGUGGAAUGCUUUGACUGGGAUAGUGACGGAGGUAGCCAUGAUCUGAUUGGUAUAUUCACUACAAACAUGAAGCAGCUUUCCACGGGAAAACAGACAUUUGAGUUGAUAAACCCGAAAAAGAAAGCCAAGAAGAAGGGAUACAAGAACUCGGGCACCAUCGAGCUGACCAACUGUGUGGUCGAGGAACAACCCAGCUUCCUGGAUUACAUCAAAGGAGGCAUGCAGAUCAACUUCACCGUAGCCGUAGACUUCACUGCCUCAAAUGGCAACCCAUCACACAGCAACUCCCUUCAUUACAUCAAUCCCUACCAGCCCAACCAUUACGAGAUGGCCAUCUCGUCGGUGGGGGAGGUCAUCCAAGACUACGACAGCGACAAGCUCUUCCCGGUGCUUGGGUUUGGAGCCAGGAUCCCACCGGAGGGCAAAGUGUCGCAUGAGUUUCCGGUGAAUUUCAACGCCCAGAGCCCGUUUUGCAUGGGCAUACCAGGCAUCAUGCAGGCCUACCAGCAGUGCAUCAGGACAGUGCAGCUCUACGGACCCACCAACUUUGCCCCAAUCAUCAGCCACGUGGCCAAGUUUGCGCAGGCCUACAUGGACGGCUCUAACUACUUCAUCCUGCUUAUGAUCACUGAUGGAGUCAUCUCCGACAUGGAGAUGACCAAGGAGGCCAUCAUACGGGCCAGUUUCCUCCCAAUGUCAAUCAUUAUCAUCGGGGUGGGGCCAGCGGAAUUUGAUGCCAUGGAGGAGCUGGAUGCCGACAAGCAGGCCCUGUCUUACAGAGGUAGAGUGGCAGAGAGGGACAUAGUGCAGUUUGUUCCGUUCCGUGAAUACAUCGGAGGGGUCGGCAGCGGCAACCAGCAUCUCAGCCAGGCCCGACUGGCCAAAGACGUCUUGGCAGAGGUGCCGGACCAGAUCGUCGCCUACAUGAAGAAGCGUGGGAUCCAGCCCAGCGCCAUGCCCGCCAGCCACACGCCGCUGUCCCCGCCCCCGACACAGUGAUACAGCAAUCAAGACCAGCAUGCUCAUGAUCAUUGGCACUCCGAGUCUCACACCGAAUUUGUACUUGUUUUAAAUAUCUUUAUGAAAACCCUAACUCCUGUGUUGCUUGUAACCUUUUUGUAUCAGCCCAAAACUUUGUGCUGCAAACCAUUGGAACAAUUUCGCUCCAACAAGGUCCAGGUAUAGUUGAGUACAUGUUACACAACCCGGAUUGCGUAUAGGCAAGGAUCCAUCAAGAGUCUAGGGCUGUGAGGUUCGAAUAAUUCAGUAUUUCAAUAUUCGACCUUCCAUUCAAUCGAAUAUUCUGUUACACCAGAUUUCUACGCAUGUAGAAUUUAGGAUGGAAACUUGAUGAUGACAUCAGGGAAAAUGACAACAUUGCUUCUGGAAGGAAAAAUUGUAAAUAUGAAAAUAAAUAUAAACAGUCAAACAGUAAACAUUCAAGUGAAUUUUAGACACAAAAAGUGUUUAGAUUAAAGACAUAAAAGGCUUGUUAUGAAGACAGAAUUCAUUGUCAUGGUUUUAAGUUGUCAGUGUAAAUGUUAGAACUGUAAAAAUUGGGCUGAUUGGUAAGUAGGAGCCGCGGUAAUUGUCGGCCUUAUUAUUUGACAUGAUCAGCUGAUGCCUUGAAAGUUUUCACAACACCUUUGAAAGAAGAUUUUAGAGCAAAGUUUUGUUACCGGAUUAAAAACUGCCUUCUGAUUUUUAUUUCAGUGCGUCUUGCCUCGGAAUUCAAUCUCAAAACUAACUAUUUGAACAUUUUGUGUCAGAUCAUUGGCCAAAUUUGGCACAGCCCUAGGAGAGUUCUUUGUAAGCAGGUGUGAAGGACUUGGGGUGGUUGGUUAGGGACAAAGUCAAUGUCCCUUGACAUUCUGCAGUUGCCACACUUUGGCCGCCUGCAUGCCUUCAGCAAAGUUUCUGAUGACAAGAUUUUGUGACAGAAAGGUUGGCGUUCAUCUCCAACUACAUGAACCGCAAAUGCUGAAACUGUUUCUUUUUUCACAAACAGAAUUCAGGAUUUGAAUGUCAGAAUUACCGAGUCACUGGAGGUAGAUGAAACAUUGCUCACAGGGACACAUAAAUGAAGAAAACUGGUCAUUUUGCUGAAGUGUCAGUGCUGAAGUUUUACAUUUCAACAUGCGUGAGAAAUGACGAAAUCUACGAUUCCUAAUCUCAAAAAAAAAAAAAACAAUUACAGAAUUUGUGCCUAAUUUAUUAACAGGGAAACAUUUCCAAAGAGUAGCUGAUUAGAAGAUAACAAUAGCUGUGUGAAAGUAUUCAAUUACAAUAUAUCUAAGAUCUCAAAAUAUAUGUCAUCUAGUGAUGUGCCUCAGCAUGUAAAUAUGGCUUAGCACUUUACCAAGUGAUAGACUGGGUGAAGUCCUUUCUCUGCAGUUGAAGCACACUUUAAUAUUUACCUGUGCCUGGGGCCUACGGUCCUCUCCGCACGGUGGGAAAGCACAUAGGUAAACACAGUGUGAUGUCUUCCGGACAGAGCUCUCCCUGUGGAAACCUGCAGUUUGUCUCAUUUUUAACCCCAUGUUCACCAUAUAUUUCUCAGUUACUGUACAAGUUGCCUUUAAUUGUGCAUAUCAUGACAAAUGAUCUGCAAUUUUUAAUUUCAAGGAACGUGUGGAUUGAUAUCUGAUUUCUUUCACCAUGAGGUUCGCCACACUGUUUGUUUUCCUUUGUACUUUUAGUGUUUCUGAAAUAAGUCUGUUGUAUGUCCAAAUAAUCAUUCUAACUUCCAGCGUAUUUUUAUAGAAUUUUUCAAAUCUGGUCAGAUGUAGCAUUUGUAUAUUACGUUUGAAACCUCCGUGGGGUAAGCAGAGAACAUGGGAAAUGGCUAAGAGCUUAGAUCUUCCAGACAUGCUGUUUUGAAGAACUUGGCACAGUGCCUUUUGGAACAGCUUAUCGCUAGACCUCUGAUUCCUGUGAAUCAAGAAUGUGUUGUUAGAGCUCUUUGGAUUGGACGCCCCAAUUCAAACAACGGAUGGUGUUUGGAUAACUGAAGGUUUUCUCAUGAGAGCAGUGAAGAGCCUGCUAAUUCGUAAUCAUGUGGGUUUCAAUCUUUUGAGUGUUAAUUUGCUUAUAACUAACAGUAUACCAGAAGUUUUUGCACAGCUUAAGAGAACAUGUGCAAACUAGUAGUAGCUUAAUUGAAAAUCAUUAAGUUCAAGAAAAAAGUACAUGUAUUUGUAAUCGUAUCAGGCUUUUUCACUCAUAUUUGUCAAUACAUGUAUGUUAUUUCUUGAACAAACAGCGGCGUCGCACAGUGCAGUUAUUCCAGCUUACCACUCAAAAUCUUUGUCCUGCAAAAAUUUUACUGCUUGUCGUACAAAGAGAAAAAAGAAGUACUAUUUAAAGUUUCUUGUUUGUGUAAAGCUUGGUGAAUUUUUGAAUUGGUGCUGCAGCAAAUUAUGGAAUUUAUUGGUCCUUUAGCCCUAGCUCCUUGUAGUUGUAAUUUUUAUUGAAUGAUGAUGGAUUGAUUCAUGGGUGAGGGUUUGGCUUUUUAAACUUAGGAAAGUUUAUAGAAAGAUGGGGGUAGAUUUCAGAGUUUUUAAAGGUUGUUUAGCACAUACAUAUAUGACGAAAAGCUCUUGGUUAGGCUUAGGGCAUUAAUAGGCUGGAAUUAUUUCAGCUACAUGUGAACUUCAUGUUUGUAAUAUAACAUGUGCACAGGAUUAGAACUCCAGAGCUCCUAACUGCAACAGAAUAUGACAGUGAUGAAAAUGUGUUUAAUGUUGAACUUAGCAGACAACACAAGGGGUAGGGAACAGGUGUAUAGGUAUAACUAAAUUGACGGCUGCUUAUGUCCAGUGCUGGGCAGGUGGUCACGGAAUCUACGGAAUAUAAUUUCAAUGCAUCCAGUUGGGGUCUUAUUUACAUCUUGGUUUAUGUUGCAUUGAAUGAAACAUGACCAGGAUGAAGGGCAACUAAGGCUGUGUUAAUGACUUGCCUGCUGAGGCUUCGAGUACCCCAUACAUGUAAGCCUAUGAAAAGUUGCUGAAGCCACUAGCUAGCCAGUGACUUCUGUAGCCAUGUGCGGCUUUUAGCAGCAGCCACAAGCGCUGGAUAUUUAAAACACAGACUUUGAAACGAUAGGCAUUGCUAGGUCCUCAAAAACCUUGGACCUGAGCAAAGGUGCGAGCCAGAGGAAUGAUCAAAUUUUGUUGGAUCAAAUUUUGAGGUUAAUCUUCCUCUAGAUGAGUAUAUUUUGUAAGAUAAUUUUCAGGUAAGAUUUUUUUACAUGUAGGUGUGCCUCAAACUAAUACACUGUGGUCACGCAGUGUUUAGAUGUCAAUUAUUCUCAUUCAUGUACCUUGUAUUUCAAAAUCCAAACAUAUUUAAGUAAAAUAAAAAUUCAAAAUGGAUGUGGUCUACA
Messenger RNA from Acanthaster planci (crown-of-thorns starfish), 5251 nucleotides. Its product is annotated as copine-8-like. The record is from RefSeq and is a predicted model, not a curated record. Gene Ontology annotation, biological process: cellular response to calcium ion. Gene Ontology annotation, molecular function: calcium-dependent phospholipid binding. Gene Ontology annotation, cellular component: plasma membrane. Lineage: Eukaryota; Metazoa; Echinodermata; Asteroidea; Valvatida; Acanthasteridae.